This is a messenger RNA of Nicotiana tabacum (common tobacco), 2436 nucleotides long. NCBI's taxonomy places the organism in Eukaryota, Viridiplantae, Streptophyta, Magnoliopsida, Solanales, Solanaceae. The record is from RefSeq and is a predicted model, not a curated record.
CGCCACAUCAAUCAUUUUCCCUUUCUUUUUCAAAGUCAAAAAGACUAACUAUAAGCAUAUACUUCACUCUCCCUCCCACAUUGUUGGCUCCAUACUCCACGGCCACUGGCCACUCCACUUAUUACACUACUCCUCUCUUUCACUCUUUCUGUUUAUACUAUUACUCUUCUCUAAAUUCUUCAAAAAAUACAAACUUCAUAAAACAGACAUUACUGUAAUGUAAACAAUAGAUUUUUUCUCUUUCUUUCUAGCAUGACUUCGAAAAGUGCAAAUGGUUACGCCAUUAACAACAACAAUAACAACAACAACAACACACAAAGUUCGCCGCCGACAUCGCCGAAAAACCGGCAAAGUUCCCGGAGGAGGCUACGCAGGCGAGGAAGCUUCCGUCGGAGGCACUUGCUGCUGGUUGUGCCGCUUCUCUACUUCUCGGGACUGAUCAGCUGCGUGCGGCCACUCUUUUCCCUGCUGCAACCACCUGCAGGUGCUGUAUAUCGUAGCCAUGACAUUUUUCAGAAGCUUUGGACCGACAUUCAAGCUGAUAAUUCUUCCUCUAUUCAGCUGUCUUCUGUCUGGAUAUACAAAAGGAAGCUAAAAGAGCAAAGACACUGUUCCACUGGAAAUACUGCCUCAACUAAAGGUUCUCCUGGAACCAAUCUUUACUUAAUUGUUGAUGCCAAUGGUGGCCUCAAUCAGCAGCGAUCAUCGAUAUGCAAUGCAGUAGUCAUUGCUGCGCUAUUGAAUGCCACACUUCUUAUUCCUCGUCUGGAGUUUCACAAUGUCUGGAGGGAUUCAAGCGGAUUUGCUGAUAUUUAUGAUGAGGACCAUUUCAUAUCCACCAUUAAAGAUUAUAUUACAGUGGUUAAAGAACUGCCAGCAGAUCUGAUGGAGAAAUAUGAUUCCGAUAUCAGCAAUAUUCGGAAUUUGCGAGUCCAGGCUUGGGCACCUCCAAGCUAUUACCUGGAAGAGGUUUAUCCUGUCUUGCUUAAGCGGAGGGUUGUUCAUAUUUCCCCAUUUGCUAAUAGAUUAUCAAUGCAUCUUCCAUCUCAUCUUCAGUUCCUGAGAUGCUUUUCCAAUUAUGAAGCUUUGAGGUUCUCCUUGGCCAUAUCGACACUUGCAAAGAAGUUAGUCAAGCGCAUGAUUGAGAGGAGCUCUAACUCUGGUGGGAAUUAUAUUUCUAUCCACCUUCGCUUUGAGGAGGACAUGGUAGCCUUUUCAUGUUGUAUUUAUGAUGGAGGAGUGGUUGAAAAGUCAGAAAUGGAUGUGGUACGUGAGAAGGGAUGGGGGAAGAAGUUCAAACAAAAAUAUCGUGUUAUUGCACCUGGUCUCAACCGCAUAAAUGGAAAAUGUCCUAUGACCCCUGUAGAGGUCGGGAUGAUGCUCAGGGGUAUGGGAUUUGCCAAAGAUUCUCCAAUCUAUUUGGCUUCUGGGAAGAUUUACCAGGCCGAUAGAUAUCUAGCACCUCUUCGAAAGAUGUUUCCUCUCCUACAAACCAAGGAGACUUUGGCAACCAAAGAUGAGCUUGCUCCAUUUGAGGGUUAUUCAUCAAGACUCGCAGCUGUGGACUACCUAGUAUGCUUGUUUAGUGAGGUAUUUGUAACCACUCAAGGGGGAAACUUCCCUCAUUUUUUGAUUGGUCAUAGAAGGUACCUUUUUAAUGGACACGCCAAGACUAUCAAACCUGAUAAAAUCAAGCUUGUAUCUUUAUUGCAGAACACAAGUAUAAGCUGGAUUGAAUUCAAGGGUCAAAUGGGAUCAAUGCUGGCCGAAAGUGACAGGAAGGGCAUAAUGGUACCUAGAGUUAAGAAGUCCACCAGAAAAGGUUCUAUCUAUUCGAAUCCUUUACCUGAAUGCAGGUGCCUUUGGGAGUCAAAAAGAGCUACCAACCGAAGCAAUUCGUACCUCAUGGUAGCUCGCUGAGAAUCGUCCCUGGUUCUAAGUUUCCUCUGAUUUUGAGCAGUCUAAGUUGAUCAACUAAUCUGGGAUCCUUUUGCAAGCACCAUUUACUCUUCUAUUUUGGUUGUUAUUUGCGUAAUGAUAACAAAGUCUCCACGUGCUGCCAUGCUAUCCAUGGAAAUCAGUAUACUUCCAGCUUAUCAUAUUGGGGUAUACCAGUUUAUGUGCCAAUAGAAUGUGGUAGAAAAGAUCUGAGGCUCUAAGUCCAAUACUGAUUACAGGAACCAAAGAUUGUUACAGCAUCUCAGUCGAGAUCAUGAGAAUUUAUUUUCCAGUUUUUCCUUAGCCAUCAUCUAUCUGGAGUUGAUACAUCAGUUUCUCAGAUCCUAAAGGAUUCAGUUAUUCUUUUUUAUAGUGUAGAUUCUUGGUUCUUUCUCUCUUCUUCUUUGGUUUUGUUACUGCCUUCACAUUGCUUUUGGAAGUUUGUACUCCUCAUACUCUACCUAUUAUAUGCUAUAAGUUUUAGUGAAUUGAAUUUCA